Molecule: messenger RNA, 8794 nt
Organism: Branchiostoma belcheri (Belcher's lancelet)
Lineage: Eukaryota; Metazoa; Chordata; Leptocardii; Amphioxiformes; Branchiostomatidae
Product: 1-phosphatidylinositol 3-phosphate 5-kinase-like
Exons: 48
Coding region: 148-6918 (2256 amino acids)
Biological process (GO): intracellular signal transduction; phosphatidylinositol metabolic process
Molecular function (GO): ATP binding; metal ion binding; 1-phosphatidylinositol-3-phosphate 5-kinase activity
Source: RefSeq, a predicted model, not a curated record
UGACUAAGGUAAACGGGAAGUCAUGUGAUUGUCAAAAUGGACGACUUUCAGCAGAAAGUUACUUGUUUUUCUGCAAUUUGCGCGGGUUUUCUUGCCUAGUAAGGCUGAGAGAUAAAAAUCAACGCCCGGAAUAUAAAGAGAGCUCAAAUGGCAGAAGCGACUGUGAAGGAGUCUAAGGCAGGCACCCCUUCACCGGAAAGUGGUCUGACCCAUUUUGCACCCUUGACUCCACUGGAAGAGAAUCAGACCUCUUCGUUUUCGCUGUCGAGGUUGUUUCGUAGGAAAGGGUCUAGUGAUUCUACCAAAGAUGACAAGGAUGCCAAGAAGAGACAACAAGCUUCGGUUAAGUCGAGUCGUCCCGCCAAGUCGACCAUCCCAACGAUCAAGGAGUCGUCCAAGGAACCGACAGGACACAGCCACAAACAGGUCCACCGCAAACGCACGACAGAAGGGAGAGUCGGCAGGCAUGGGGCUGUUAGUCCGGCUCACAGACUCAGGCCUGAGGAUCAUCGCAGGAGGACCGUGUCCCUCAGGGAGUCCACAGAGAUGGCAAACAGAGGCAACGCUGUGGAGAUUAGGACGCUCCCCAGUGUGCUGAAGAGACUGGUUGCAAUUCUUGAUGGAAGAAUCAAGGUGGGCAAGGAGUACAAAGACCCAGGUGACCUGAAGCAGUACUGGAUGCCUGACAGUCAGUGUAAGGAGUGUUACGAGUGUGGGGACAAGUUCAACACCUUCCGCAGACGGCACCACUGUAGGGUGUGCGGACAGAUCUUCUGUAGCCGCUGUUGCAAUCAGCAAGUCCCAGGAAAGUUCAUGGGUUAUACAGGUGAUGUUCGUGUCUGUACGUACUGUUGCAAGGUGGUAUUGAGUUACGCCCAGACCGUAGAUGGGAAUGGGGACCUUAAGGCGAUACGUGAGGAUCUGAAAAACUUGACGGAGUCGCACCUCUCAACGUCAGGCUCCUUCACGUGGUACGAUGCGUACCGGGAUGACGGGACACCGAAGACAUUGAGGAAAAGGGUCUCGCCUCGGCCUUUAGAGGAGGAAGUUGGACGGAGAAGCUCCUACCCCCACGACAGACGCUACAGCGCGGGAUCGGACGCCAACCUGUGGGUCCCCGCAGCUUACAUGGGCCGCCGCAUCUCCCAAAUCCUUUUAGACUUGUCCCCAAGACCCUCCAGGGUGGAGAUAGACUUGUCCCACAGCGGGGAGUCUCUCCCCCUCAUCCCGUCAGGGCUUCGUCGCCGCCUGUCACUUAAGUUUGCUAGCAAAGAUGAUGACGACAGUAAACUCAGGUGUAACAGUACAAGCAGUGAUGUGACCUCGUCGCGUGACAACCUGAACAUCUUUGACACGGCCAACGCUCCUGGUGCCAAGUACAUGCAGUCUGACACACUUCUCAUGGAGGAGGAGAGAAACAAGCUGUUACAGGAUUCUGUGCAACUGCGUGACCUGUGGCUCCAGAUCCAGCAUCCAAGCCAGGGUAUGGAAUUCCAGAACCACCGCUACCGGCUGCGCACCUACACCAACUGCAUCGUGGGAAAUCAGCUGGUGGACUGGCUGAUCAAAAGGGACAAAGCAACAUCCAGAGUGCAGGCAGUUGUGCUUGGUCAGGCCCUGCUGGAUGCCAAGUGGCUGGAGUGUGUGACCCACACUGACCAGAUCUUCAGAGACGAGUACUCUCUGUACAGGGCUGGGGAGAUGGCGAACCAUGAGUUGGAGAGUCCAUCCCCGAGCACGGAGACUGGUGACACGCCCACCAUGGAGGACGAGUGGGAGCCGUCCUGGUUCCGCGAGAUCCAGCGGGACGACAGGAGCGAGGACAGCAGCGCCGACGAGAUGCUGCUCAUCGACAAACCAGCAGAAGCUCCAGUCGCCCAAAUAGCCAUAGAAUAUGACGGCAGCCAUGAUGAUGAUGAUGAUGAUGAUGUCACACAGUCAGAUGGUAAAAAAUCUUCGAAAUACAAGAAGACGAGUAAAGAGACCCUUCCUGCAGCCAAGAAGCCGGUGGACUCACACUCUGAGUCCUCAGAAGAAGGAAGAAGACAGGCGACAUUUUAUCUCGAUCUUAAACCAGACAAUGUCAACUUCAGGGUCAAGAAAACCAGCAAGGUUGCCUCCAGUGCAGAAGCUGAAAAAGACAAGGACUUGUACAUAUCAGUCUUCCCAACCCUAUCUGGAAAGUACGUGAGUGUGAACUCCCAGGACUCAAACCUGGACUCAUCACAGUCAAGUCUUGGGGACGACCUACUCAAAGAUGCCUUGUUCCUGGGUAAGGAGACCCCCUCCCCUUAUGAAGUGGAGGCUCCCCGUGGCUGGCAGAUGUGUGACUCACUCCGCGAGGAGAAUGGGGAGAGACUGGCCAUGAAACGACUCUGUUCUGCCCAUGACCAGCACACUGUGGCGUUUAUAAAGCAGCUGCUCCACGAGGAGUACCUGUCCCUGUGGUGGAGUGACAUCAUCAUGCCUCUGGUGCGACAGAUCAGUGAGACGGUCCGCCCUGACGUCAGGCACGAGAACGACAACAUGGACAUCAGGCAAUACGUCAAGUUCAAGAAGAUCCCUGGUGGCCAUCGGUCAGAUUGCUGCUUUGUCAAUGGAGUUGUGUGUACUAAAAACAUUGCACACAAGAAGAUGUCCCACCACAUCCUGAACCCCCGUAUCCUGAUGGUGAAGGGAUGGAUCGAUCACCAGCGCUCAGAGAACAGACUCGCCUCCAUAGAUCCUAUAGUCUUACAGGAGAGAGAGUACCUGAAGAACUGUGUUGCUCGUAUCACGUCCCUGAACCCCCGGCCUGACAUACUGCUGGUGGAGAAAACCGUGUCUCGUAUCGCUCAGGACCUACUCCUGGAGGCUGGCAUCACUCUGGUACUCAAUGUCAAACCUGAGGUAAUGGACAGGAUUGCUCGAUGUACCCAGGCUGACUUGAUCCCAUCCAUUGACCAGGUGGCCAAGCCCACACUUGGCUUCUGUCACAGGUUCUACCUACAAAACCACCUCAUGCACUCAGGUGACAACAAGACACUGAUGUUCUUUGAAGGAUGUGCCUCACACCUGGGCUGUACUGUUGUGCUGAGGGGAGGGUCUGAUAUUGAACUCACUAAGGUGAAGCAGAUAAUGCAGUUCAUGGUGUACAUGUGUUACCAUUCUCGCCUGGAGAUCUCUUUCCUGAUGGACGAGUUUGCCAUGCCCCCUGCCCAGCCAGACGUAAAAGGCAGCCCUCCCCACUCAGCAAUCACCGAGCGCAGCAAACACAGGGACAAACAUGCUGCAAAGGGGCAGGAUAAGGAAGAAAAAUCCUCCGAGAAAGAGAAGCACGCAAAGAUGCCUUUGAAAGAAGUUGUAGUAGGAAGCCCGGAGGAGGAAUCGCCCAUGGAGACAAACAUCCAAGCCGAUUUCGCACAUCCGCUGCAGCGGAACUGGCGCUCGGCGAGCUAUGUCGAAAUCGGAGACACAGAGACGCAGCUUUCCUCCCUUAUUUCUCAGUUCGAGGCCGAGGCGUCAAAGCGCAAACUGUGUACGUCACCGUUCCUACGACACGACAUGCCGUACCUGUUAACGGAUGAAGGCAACCGCUGUGUCCUGAGGAAGUACUUCCCAAUCCAGGUCUUCUGGUCGGGCCGGUUUGAACUCACUCCAGAGCGUGAGAAACAACUCGAGCGGGAACGCUCGAAACUCUACGAACUUGAACCCAUGCGAGGGAAAGAGAACUCUCUCCAUUUCAACAGUAGAUAUUCAACGUCAGGCGUCAACAUCGUUCCACCCCACGCCUUCCUAAGUGGACCGCUCAAAGACCCGAUCACCAACCAACAGACAGCGUCACUUCUCGCUGAGUUCCGUGCACUUGGCGGCAGGCUGCAAGAAAACAAGAAGCAAGGAAAGAGGAAGAAUGGUUUAAAGAAUGGCAAGAGGAAAGAAGCAAGGAGCUAUGAACAAAGCCUUGAUGUGGUCAGCUUGGCCAGUAACACCAGCACUGGAUCAGCUGUGGUGUGGGAGCAGAAACGUUUGGAGUCCUGGGUUGUCCUGGGGGAUCACCAGGCCCUGUCAGACAUGACUUUACCCAAUCAGACUGAGGUGGACUGUAUGGACCCCAGGAAUCACCAGCACAUUUCAGUUCUCUUCAGUAGCUUCUCUUCAGCAUCAGCCAAUGCUCCCAACCCCUGUGUCAGCCCAUGGGUUGUGACCAUGGACUUCUACGGGAAGAACGACAUCACCCUUGGUGCGUUCCUGGAGCGGUACUGUUUCCGCUCAGUGUACCAGUGUCCCAGCGAGACGUGUGACACCCCCAUGGUGGAACAUGUGCGCAGGUUUGUCCACGGACAGGCCAGUAUUGAGAUCACCAUGCAGACACUGGCCAGUCCCAUCCCUGGUCAGCACAAUAACAUACUGCUCUGGAGCAUCUGUGCCAUAUGUAAACAGGUGACGCCCAUCGUGCCCAUGUCGGUGGAGUCCUGGUCCAUGUCAUUUGCCAAGUACCUGGAGCUGCGUUUCCAGGGUAGCCGGUACACGCGCCGCGCCGCCAUGCAGAACUGCGCACACUCCCACCACCUGGACCACAUCCAGUGUUUUGCCUACAGACACUCUGUGGCUUCCUUACAGUACCAUCUAGUAACCCUGUAUGAGAUCGCCCUGCCCCCAAUGCUGGUGGCUAUCCAGGAGAAGGGACACGACCCCGACACAUUCUUUGACCAGAUCAAAGAUCUUGCUGAAAAAGGUCAGAAGCUGUAUACAGCCAUCAAGGACAGCAUAGAUCGCAUCAUGGCUCUCAAAGUCGACUCCUUUUCACAUGAACGAGAGGAACAGAUCGGCUCUCUCCAGGCACAGGAGGAGAUGGAGUUCAGCCAUUUCCAGCGCUGUUUGGAGCAGCUGAACAGUCGAGUUGUGUCAGUCUUUCAGGAGGAUGAGAACGGAGAUGUCUCCACUUCCUUUGAUGGCCCCCUGUUGAUGUGGGAUGUGGUGGAUGCCAUAGUGAACCUGAAGCGUAUGCUGAGUGAAGCCUCCUCCACUUGGAACGCCAGGCUGCAGGACUUUGUUCACCAGGACAGGAACAAGAAGUCCAAAAGCCCCAUCCUCAGGAGCAAAGAGCUGGCUGUCGACUUUGCCAACCAUAGCAACACCUCGUCUCCAAAAACACCAGGACAAACCCCCAGAGGGAGUCAGGAAGACCUUCUGUCUGCUACUGAUGAAGAUGCGCUGGUGAUAGCAGAAAAUUACUACAAGGCUGAGGAAGAUGAGUCGGACAUGUCCACAUCAGCUGUGGUCAACUCCUCCCAGUCAGAAGAUAACAGUGAUGCCAGUGCCCUACAGGGUGCCGACCCUGGCAGCUUUGUAGUUUGCAGCAUUCCAGAGGACACAGUCAGCCAGUUUGAAGCAGAUGCAUCUGAGGAGGUAGAUGCUGUACAAGACAGGAAAAACAGGGAGCAGGAGUCAAGGUCCAACUCGUGGAAAAGGAAACAAUCAACUCAAGAUUCGGAGAAGAGAACUGUGAAGACACUCAUCGCACAACUCCUGCCAGGCUACAGUCUACAGCCUCUCCCCAUGGCGUUCUCCCCAGACAAACAUUACCUGCUGCCAGUUUGUGAGAAGGUGCCAGUUGUUGUGUAUGACCAGGAACCCAGCUCUAUUAUUGCAUAUGCCCUCAGUUGUAAGGACUAUGAGAGUCACAGAAUGGAAGCCAAGAAGCAGUCGUCAGAAGAGAAGGAUCCACUACAAGUUAGUGUUACUCCAGUCUCCAAACCUACCAAAGGUGGAGACAAAGUGCCAACCACGGCCUCUCUGGACUCCACACCUGAAGUGUCCGGCACCAAAGGUGUGCUGUCCUUCUUCCGAGGGAAACACACCCCUGAACAAGUCUCACCCAACACCAGGAGGAAGAAGGAGAAACAGUCGGGUAACCUGGCUGGGAUGGACAGUGUACACUACAACCCUUCUUCAUCAGACAAGGACUCUUUUGAAGAAUCAGGUUACGAUGACACAGAUUUCCCAUUGUUUGGCAAGGAUGUACUAGAGAAGGGCAAGAAACAGGCACCGUCACCUCACAUAGAGCUGCAGUUCCAAGAUGACAAAGCCAAGUUCUUCUGCAGAGUUUAUUACGCUGAACAGUUCCGGAAACUUCGGAAAACGAUAUUUCCUGACGGAGAGGAGCGCUACAUCCGCUCGCUGUCUCGCUGCUUCAGUUGGACAGCAAAGGGCGGCAAGUCUGGAUCAACCUUCUGUAAAACUUCAGAUGAACGUUUCAUCCUGAAGCAGAUGUCUCGACUAGAAGUGCAGUCCUUUGUAGAGUUUGCUCCACACUACUUCCAGUAUAUACAGAGGGCACAUGCAGAACAGCACCCAACCUGUUUGGCUAAGAUCUUGGGUGUGUACCGGAUCGGCUACAGGAACUCCCAAACCAACGCCACACUCAAACAGGACCUGUUGGUCAUCGAGAACCUCUUCUAUGGCAGGAAGAUGGCACAGGUCUUUGAUUUGAAGGGGUCCAUGAGAAACAGGCAUGUCAACAUUUCCAGCAAAGAAAUGUCCUGUGACAUUGUGCUACUGGAUGAGAACCUUCUGAAAAAGGUGCUUGAUGAGCCCCUGUACAUCCGGCCCCACUCUAAGACAGUUCUGACCCGAGCCAUCACGUACGACACCCAGUUCCUAUCCAGCCACCUGGUCAUGGACUACUCCCUCCUGGUCGGCGUGGACGAGGUCACCAACGAGCUGGUCGUCGGCAUUAUCGAUUACAUCCGUACCUUCACCUGGGACAAGAAGCUGGAAAUGGUGGUCAAAUCAUCAGGGAUUCUGGGUGGACAAGGUAAGAUGCCGACGGUGGUGUCUCCAGAGCUGUACCGUACGCGGUUCUGUGAGGCCAUGGACCGGUACUUCCUUGUCGUGCCUGACCGCUGGACUGGACUCAGCAUCGGCGGGCAGUGUUAGAACAGGCUGCAAUACCACGCACAGGUGCUGCAACAAACUGUUCUUCAUUUGUUUGUUUGACAAUGUUUGUUACAGUAACUGUAAACCACUUUUUAUUCGCGAUAGCAAAAUUUUGUGGUCUGAGAAAAACACGACAUGUUUGCAGAACUAUAUGUUCGUGGUGGCAGCAGGUGCAGAAGAAAGAAAGUUUGCAAAUUAGUUUGUUUGCGGUAAUUACGGAAGUGAACAAAAAAACGCAAAUAUAAAAAUGCCGCGAAUAUAAAGCAAUUUACAGAAUUAUGUGCGGCUGUCCUGAAACAUGCAGCUGAUGGAGGACUGUAACUACUUCCAGUUGUGUUCACGUUGGCAUUCAGAAGGACAGCAAAGCUGGGAUUUGAACCAGUGACCUUGCGAUUCAGACAAGAUUGCUAGCCAAACAUUUUACUAGGUGACUGUACUAUGUAGUACAGUACUUCAGAUACAUAUAGGUAAACUGAAAGCAGGCCAUUUUAAAAGGACUAGGACAAAAAUUAUAAGUCCUGGUACUGCCAUAGCAUGAUAUUGUUAAGUUCUGACAUUAUUCCCAUUUACAUGUACCACACGAUACAUGUGUAUUUAGAUCUUUGGGGGAAAAUAAGACGUACAUGUACUCAGAGAGAGAUGGAGUGGAAGUACCCUGAAAAAGAUAGGCUGAAUGAAUCUCAUAUCAAUCUUGCUCAUAAAAUUAUUUGGUAAAUUCAAUGAAAUUCAAGCCAUGUGAAACAUAAUCUAAUCUUACAGUUUACACUUUGAAAGUUUGGCUACAUAAAUCUAAUUGUAGACAGUGAUAAUGAAUUAACACAGUAUCAAUAAGUAUAAGCAAUUUGUAAGCUAAACAGUGCUGCUGAAAUAUUAAUAUUGUGCCUUUCAUUUUGUUCUGCUAGUAUUAUUUCUAGUCCUAAACUGUGCAAUACCAUGUAUGCAAAUGUAUGCAGAAUAUCAUUGUGUAAUACAUAUGAUCAUGUAACUUUGUAUACUGCUUAAUAGCAGGAAUAAGCCUUGAUUGUUCAAAGUAUACAUAUAGUUGUAAAUUUCUAGUUGAAAAGACUUGAGUGUGUGGACCAAGUUACUUAGGGGCAGGCCUCCACAUUUGCAGAACAGGGACCCACAAAAUAGAGUUUUUUUUACUGUAACAGUGAUUGCAUGUGUCAGACUCAAACUAGGCAUCUUCCUUUCUUCUUGAAGUCUAGUUAAUUUGCAUGAAGGAAAAUCGUGAAUUAUCAUGAAAGAGACAUGAAAAGUUGUCAGGUGAAGUACCAGUGUGACAUAUUCGUAAGAUCUGGCAUGUUAACACCCUUAAAGGUAAAUCAGAGUUUGCAGAUGGUAAACAGGAAAGAUUCAGGUAAAUCAUUUGGUACAGUUCACAUUCCAAAUGCAGUAGACCGAUGUCACAUAAUACAUCAUGAAAUUUUAGCCUAUAUAUACUGUAAUUCAGAUAAAAUGGUGCUUAGAAAGGCCAUGGUGUAACCUGCUAAAAUGUUGAACUUGUAAAAUCUAGCAUGAAAUGGAACCCCUUAGUUAGGAGUGAACUUCUUUGCAAAUGAGAUAAACGAAACUUGGCCACCUAGAAUUGAUAAUAGGGGAGAUUGUUGCUUUUUAAAAUAUUUUUGUUGAUUAAGGCUUAAUAUAUUUAUAGAUAAUUUUAUUUCCAGGGUUGAAAAUUGCUACAUGUAAGAUAAACCCAGAAGUCAAUUUGCAAUCAGUAUAUACUGUAGUGACAGUCUGUAUGAUAAGUCAAGACAACAGUCGCAUGAAUAUGUUGCAUAUUUGUAUUUUUUCUAACAGGUAAUGUCAGUUACAAAUUCAUAGAAAACUGUACAAAGGCAUUCAAAAGCUGUAACAAUAUAUUGUGCCAACA